This is a messenger RNA of Rhinocladiella mackenziei CBS 650.93, 918 nucleotides long. RefSeq lists its product as uncharacterized. The record is from RefSeq and is a predicted model, not a curated record. Lineage: Eukaryota; Fungi; Ascomycota; Eurotiomycetes; Chaetothyriales; Herpotrichiellaceae. Bases 1 to 918 code for a protein of 305 amino acids. The transcript is spliced from 2 exons. Gene Ontology annotation, molecular function: catalytic activity.
AUGUCUGCCGCCACGAAACUACGUCGUCUUGUUCAAGAUCCUAGCUCAUUUCUGUUGUGUCCUGGAGUGUACGAUGGAUUUUCUGCUCGAGCAGCUCUGGAGGUGGGAUUUGAAGGCAUUUAUAUGACUGGGGCAGGUAGUGCAGCCUCCAUCCUUGGUCAUGCCGAUUUAGGACUUUUGACUCAAACACAAAUGCGAAUGCAUGCAGAGUCGAUAGCUUCACUUGCUGCCCUACCCGAGUAUACCACCGCACCUAUCCCGGUCAUAGCGGACGCAGAUGCGGGUUAUGGGGGGCCCAUUAUGGUAGCUCGCACGGUUCAACAGUACGCGGCCUCGGGUGUCGCUGGACUCCAUAUCGAAGACCAAGUCCUGACAAAGCGAUGCGGUCACCUUGCCGGAAAAGAGGUUGUGGAAAGAGACGUUUUCGUCAGUCGGAUCGCCGCGGCUGUCGCGGCCAGAAAGCGGAUUGGGAGUGACAUUGUCAUUAUCGCACGAUCAGAUGCGUUGCAGACUCACGGUUAUGAGGAAGCCAUCAGCCGACUUAAAGCAGCACAAACUGUUGGUGCGGAUGUGGCUUUCUUCGAGGGCUUGACCUCCAAGGAGCAGGCCCAAAAGAUCGUCCAAGAUCUGGCCCCAAUGCCGGUCUUGCUCAACAUGGUAGAGGCCGGCGCAACACCGUCCUUCUCCGCUGCUGAGGCAAAAGAAAUCGGGUUCAAGAUCAUGAUAGUUCCCUUCGCGACUAUUGUUCCGACAUACUAUGCUAUGAAGGAAGAACUACGGGCUUUGAAGGAGGAAGGAAUCACCAGGAAAUCAAGGACGAUGACGCCGCAGGCACUGUUCCGAGUAUGUGGCAUUGAUGCUAGCAUGAAAAUCGACAGAGAGGCCGGGAGUCGGAGCUUUCGAUCCGGAAUUGACUGA